Messenger RNA from Zea mays, 1833 nucleotides. RefSeq lists its product as uncharacterized. NCBI's taxonomy places the organism in Eukaryota, Viridiplantae, Streptophyta, Magnoliopsida, Poales, Poaceae. Gene Ontology annotation, molecular function: double-stranded DNA binding. The record is from RefSeq and is marked validated. Gene Ontology annotation, biological process: regulation of DNA-templated transcription. The transcript has 4 exons. The coding region runs from base 102 to 1562 and encodes 486 amino acids.
CGUGUCUAUCUAGUUAGUUCUCGAUAGCCUCUCUCUCCCUGCCUCCCCGCUGUUGUGGUUGCGGUGCUUCUGCUGAUCUGCUCCGUCUUCUCCUCCCGGCAAUGGCCUGCUUGGAGGCGCCCCCGCGCGUCGAGCUCUGCCCGGUCUCGUGCCAGCCCCGCGGCCUGCAGCUUCCGCCAUGGCGGCUCAGCCUGUCGAGGUCCUCCUCUUCAUGCAGAUCUUGCACCCUUGUGUCUCGCCAGCUUCCAAUUUGCAAUGCACAGUCAUAUGCUGAUGAUUUAUGGGUGGCUGCGCCUCAUAGCCCUGCAUCUGUUCGCUCAAGGUUGCUUGCAGCGGAAAGAGAGGAAGCAAAGGCUGUCCUGUCCCUGUUUCUGAGGCAGAAAGGUCUGCGAAGCACGCUGGCCGCACGGAUCGUCAACAAAUCGGAUGGCUUCAUCGAGCACCUGGUCUCGAAGCUCCAGAUUGCUUACAGAUCUCGAUAUGCUGAAGGAAGGGAGCUGAGCACGCCUGAAAUCAGAGACGCUCUCCUUCCCUAUCUCGAAGCUCUCUCCAAAGAACAUGGCGACAGUUUGGUCGAGGUGGUGGAGAAUUUCCCCGACCCUUUUGCUAUGGAAAGGGAAGCCUUAUCUUCAUCAAUGGCGUUUACACCCACGAGCUCAAACAAGCAGAAGGCGAUUGCUCGAAUAAGCACGGCAGCCUCAGGCGCCGCCCUCCCUGAGCUGGUCCCCUACCUACUAGACCUUGGCAUGGACCACGAGGAGAUAAAGGACAUCGUGCGCAAGUUCCCAGCGUUCGCGUACUACAGCGUGGAUCGCAAGAUCAAGCCCCUGGUGGAGCUCCUGCUUGAGCUUGGGGUGAAAAAUUCCAGCAUACCAGGAAUCAUCAAGAAGCGGCCCCAGCUGUGCGGGAUCAGCAUGUCAGACAAUCUCAAGCCGAUGAUGGCUUAUCUGGAGAGCAUCGGCGUCGACAAGGCUCAGUGGAGCAAGGUGAUCACCCGCUUCCCGGCGCUCCUCACGUACAGCCGGAACAAGGUGCAGACGACCGUGAGCUUCCUCGCCGAGCUAGGUGUCUCCGAGAAGAGCAUCGGCAAGAUCCUGACGCGGUGCCCCCACAUCAUGAGCUACAGCGUGGACGACAACCUCAGGCCGACCGCCGCCUACUUCCGGUCGAUCGGCGCGGACGCCGCGUCCCUUAUCCAGAAGAGCCCGCAGGCCUUCGGUCUGAACGUCGAGGCCAAGCUGAGGCCGACCACGGAGUUCUUCCUGGCGAGGGGGUUCAGCGUCGAGGAGGUCGGCGUCAUGGCGAACAGGUUCGGGAUCGUUCACACGCUGAGCCUGGAGGAGAACCUGCUCCCCAAGUACGAGUUCUUCCUGGCGAUGGAGUACCCGAGGUGCGAGCUCGUCAAGUUCCCGCAGUACUUUGGGUACAGCUUGGACCGGCGGAUAAAGCCACGGUACGCGAGGAUGACUGGGUGUGGGGUGAGGUUGAUUUUGAACCAGAUGCUUUCGGUCUCCGAUGCCAGGUUUGAGAAGAUUCUAGAGAAGAAGACGGCUAGGCUUUGAUAAGACAGCAGUUUCAGAUUAGGCACAGUGUUGGAGUUCAUUUGAGAAGAACUGUCAAUGAUAAAACCAUCAGUUUUCAGAGCACGUAGCUUAUUAUCGUGGCCUUCAUGGACGUGCAACGUCCAGAGGCGAACUGUUUGAUGUGCUAAUCUGUAGUUAGCUUCUGCGAGGUAUUGAAAUGCAUGCAACUUUGGCAAUCAGAAAUGCCAGUUGCAGUGGGCGAGAUUGCUUGGUGCUCAUUUAUGCAGUACUCGGCGACAAUCUUUGUUUG